GUUAUGCCAUAGUACAACAUUUAUUUGCCACUAUAAAUAGGAAGGGGUGCUGAAUGGAAUAGGAACAUUUGUAUAUUAUUAAGCGUUAAGAAUAUAUGACAAUUUUCCAAAAUUUAGCGUUCAUUAAUAUUACUGAAAGUGAUCUAUGUAUGUACCAUUGUACGAGGAGCAAUGGCAUGAGUAAAUAAGUAUUUAUGCAAAAUGUAGAGAACCCAUUUAUACAUAUUUAUGUUACCAUUUGUUCGAUUUAAUAAAUGAUAUAUGUAAUUAUAAAUACAGCAAAGCAGCACUGCAGCAUAUUUGUUUAAAAUUCACCCCCACUUGUUACAAUUCCCAUUUUGGUUAAAUUCUUUCAUAAUGCCUAUUUGCGUGGUAACAUAAGGGUUACCCUUAUGAUUUAUUUGUAGAGAAGAUGUAAUAAACAUAUAAUUGGACGACUUUCCAUUUAUGUUUUAACGUCAUUCAUAACUAUUUAUAUCUUACAAAUAGAAUACGCGCAUAACAUGUGUAUGUAUAAUAAACCACCACAAUAUACUUUUUGUUACAUUAUUAUACUUAAUGAAAAUGUCUAACGGUACAGCCCCUCCUACUAUUAAAGAAUUAUUACUAGACGAAGUUAAUUUUUAUAUUUCAUUCAAACCAUUGAAAAGAACAUAUCAUUUGAAUAUUCUGUUUAUCCAAAAAGUAUCUAAACGAAUUUUCCGAAAUAACAAGAAUAAUUAUAAUUUGAGGAAUAAAGGAUUAUACCUAUCAUAUAAUGAUUUUAAUAAAGAAUGUAAAUGGAGUUAUCGUGACUUGUACUGUUCGGAUGCUUUAACUAACUUCGUUGAUGAGUCUAUAAGACCUCUUUAUAAAAAACUUUGGAAUAAUUUAUUUAAAGUGAAGUACUUUUCAGAAGAUUUUAAAUCUUUACCUAAAGAAAAAAAGAAAAUUUGCAUAUAUUUAAAGUACUGGUUUUAUGAUCAGUUGUUGUCUAAAAAUAUUAGUAAUGAUGGCAUUGGUAAGUUUUUUUCUGCUUGGGAAUCGACAUCUCAGGGUUAUAAGCGCGAUCUUAUUGGUUGCGAACUUUAUAAAAUGAGUUUAAAUGAAAUUAAAGAAACGAAACUGUUGUAUGAUUAUUUUUUAUUGUAUGAUGGAUACAAUAAUGAUGAACUUGUAAGUCACAAAAUAUAUGUUAGCCCGUAUUGUCAAUAUCUGAAGGAAGCUGCAGAUGUGUAUAAAAAGAGAAAAAUUGAAUGUGUUAGUGGCAACAAUAUUGAACGCUGUAAAGAAUUUAAGAAUUAUAUUAAAAAUUACAUGAUUAAAAAUGAUAUAACUUUAUUUAAAGGGAAGUGCAAAAAUGAGGAACAACGAGUAGAGCGAAUGGAUGCUACGGAAACUAUGUUUAAUCCUGCUCUAAAAGAAUUAGUAGAAAAGGUACAUUUUAUUAUAACCAUGAAGAAGUGA
Molecule: messenger RNA, 1446 nt
Organism: Plasmodium vivax (malaria parasite P. vivax)
Lineage: Eukaryota; Apicomplexa; Aconoidasida; Haemosporida; Plasmodiidae
Product: variable surface protein Vir21-related
Exons: 2
Coding region: 559-1446 (295 amino acids)
Source: RefSeq, a predicted model, not a curated record